Dioscorea cayenensis subsp. rotundata (Guinea yam) is the source of this 1279-nucleotide messenger RNA. Its product is annotated as protein IQ-DOMAIN 1. The record is from RefSeq and is a predicted model, not a curated record. Gene Ontology annotation, molecular function: protein binding. Lineage: Eukaryota; Viridiplantae; Streptophyta; Magnoliopsida; Dioscoreales; Dioscoreaceae.
UCAAACAAACACAUGUCCGCAUGUAUUUUUAGUUACUAACACUGUCCUCAUGAUAGAACCUCCAUUGUCAUGCUAUAUAUAUAUAUAUAGACAUACAUUAAAAUUCAUUGAUUCUUGAUUUAGAUUUCAGUGUUUGUAAAGAAUAGCAGAGAAUGGGUCUCACUGGUGGUCUUGUCAGAAGAGUUUUCGCGAAGAAUCCUCGAUCGGAAAAGAGUAGAUGGAGUUCAGUUAAAGUUUAUCUCUGUGGAGAUGAAUUCAAUUCACUUCUUGCAGAGGAUGAUCUGAAUUCCAUUAAAAGCUCUGAUGCUGCAACAGUAACAAAGCCUUCAACAGAAGUAUCUUCAUCAACAUUGGCACUUGAACAGAGUUGUAACUCAACAAUAAUUAAAACUGAAAAGGAAGAGAAUUCACAAACAUUGGCAGCAGCAAUUUUUAUUCAGUCAGCAUUCAGAGGAUUUCUGGCAAGGAAACAACAUCAAGAAAUUAGAAAAUCAGAUGAAAGAAUAGUUGAUCAUGUUGAAUUACUGCAAGAGCCUAGUGUGGAAUCAGAGGCUAUUUCUACUGAAGUUCAGAUUGGAGGGUCUGUUGAUAGUCUAAGAAUUCGGGAUGAAAACGCCGGAAUUCAGCACCGAAUUCUGCGGAAAUCUCAGUCUCAAGUGCACAGAUUGAAGGAAGAGUGGGAUGAUAGCACAGUGAGUAGCAACAUUUCAAGAAUGAGAAUUCAGAACAGACUUGAAGCAAUGACUAGACGUGAGAGAGCUCUGGCUUAUGCAUUUUCACAACAGCUGAGAACUUGUUCAGCGGCGAAGAAGAAAUCGGCACGGACUGAUGAUAAUAAAUCUAAUAUGGGAUGGAGUUGGCUGGAGCGAUGGAUGGCCACCCGCUGCCCAGAUAAUUCUACCGAUGAAUGCAUUGAUAGAAGAACUACAAUUGUUAAGAAGAGAUUGGAAAUGGCGUUGGAGGAGAGGGAGAGCUGUGGUUCUAAUGAUGUAUCGGUUAAUCUUGACGGCUCUAGAACAAUUUCGGAGAAAUCCUUCUGAUGGCUUUGGACCUAUUAAGAACAAAACGAAGGCUGCAAGAAGUGCGUCGAGGAUGAAAUCAUCAUCUGCGGCUGUGUAUCAUUGCAGUGGCACAAUCUCAGAUAAGAUGAACAAGAGGGUGUCUUUAAGAGAUGCACUGAAGGAGAGGAGAUGCAAGCAAGUGCAGGAGAACUCAAAGCCAAAAAAUCCUGAGAAACAAAUGUGAAUAAUUUCCAAGCAUCAACAGACAAAUAAAGAAC